AUGUUAUUUGAGAUUUCUUUGAAGAGAGACAUGAACUUCCUUUACUUUAUAGUGGGCGUUCUUGCGAUCCUUGGCGAGACUGUCAAGACUGUAGAAUGUUUUAGCACCCCCACAAUCGCCAGCGCCACCAAGUGCAAUGGUUCCACGAUUGGUGACUGCAUUCCGGUAAAUGAAGAGUUUCUGAUGGAAUCAGAAAUAAGCAUAAGGAUUUUGGAUCAAAAGUCCAACGGGGUCAGUUACCAAACUUUCAUGAAAACCAAAUCCUUUUGCGAUGCAAAUGCAUACGGUAGUUGUAUGGGAAAUAUGAACACGAAUUUCAAAAAUCGCCCUUGUAACUCCCCUAAUCUCUGCGGUAGGACCGCGACAUGA
This is a messenger RNA of Fraxinus pennsylvanica, 369 nucleotides long. The record is from the annotation of a GenBank genome assembly. NCBI's taxonomy places the organism in Eukaryota, Viridiplantae, Streptophyta, Magnoliopsida, Lamiales, Oleaceae.